AAGAAGGAGAAGGAGGAGAAGAAGAAAAAAGAAGAAGAAGAAGAAAUCUGUACACGGAAGUUACUCAGAACUUCACAUGUAUGGGAUCUUUCCUCCAGUCGCCGUCGUCUCUCUGUUUUGAUCUACGUUUUUUCCUGCGACGGUCGGUUGAACGGUGAUGGCGCUGAAUGCCGCGGCGGUCUGUGUUCAGUGCCCGGGCAGGUGAAGAGCAGGUGUCGACGGACGGCGGCUCUCCACAAGGGUCAAUGGACUCCAGGAGCUGAAGUGCAGCUGUGUUGACAGCUGGGUCGAGCGCUGGGUCGAGCGCUGGGUCGAGCCUCCUCCUCCGGUACCUGGUCCGCCAGUCCGACCGAGAGAACGGACGAGAGCCGAGGGCUUUGAUUUAGUGUCGAGACAUUUAUCCUCGUCCGUCGAGUUGUUUUUGAGGCGCCAUUGGACGGAAGGAAGGACGUCAGCGGCGACUCUCCACCCACCGACCCGUGGCCAUGGCUUCCUCCCGGCUGAAGUACCUCUCCCUGGGCGUGCUGGUGUUCCAGACCACCUCCCUGGUGCUCACCAUGCGGUACUCCCGCACCCUGCAGGCCGAGGGCCCGCGGUACCUGGCCUCCUCGGCCGUGGUGGUGGCCGAGGUCAUGAAGAUCCUCGCCUGUGUGCUGCUCGUCUUCAAGGAGCACAAUUAUAGCAUGCGAGCUCUGAACAGCAUCCUGCGUCAGGAGAUCGUCCAAAAACCCACAGAGACACUGAAGCUGGCGAUCCCCUCUGGGAUCUACACGCUGCAGAACAACCUGCUGUACGUCGCCCUGUCCAACCUGGACGCAGCCACGUACCAGGUGACGUACCAGCUGAAGAUCCUGACCACGGCCCUGUUCUCCGUGUCCAUGCUGGGCCGCAGACUGGGCGUCUACCAGUGGCUCUCUCUGCUGAUUCUCAUGGCUGGAGUGGCUCUGGUGCAGUGGCCUUCUGAGUCUGCUGCCGCUCCAGAGAAGGACGUCCCGCCUGCAGGCUCCCAGUUUGUCGGCGUGGCAGCAGUGCUGGUGGCUUGCUGCUCCAGCGGCUUCGCCGGCGUCUACUUUGAAAAGAUCCUGAAGGAGAGCAAACAGAGUGUCUGGGUCCGCAACAUCCAGUUAGGGAUGUUUGGCCUGGUUUUUGGCCUUUUUGGGAUGCUGGCCUACGAUGGGGAGAGGGUGCAGGAGUCGGGAAUGUUCCAGGGCUACAACACGGUCACUUGGACUGUUGUAGCGCUGCAGGCGCUAGGCGGUCUGGUCAUAGCAGCGGUCAUCAAGUAUGCAGACAACAUCCUCAAGGGCUUUGCUACAUCGCUCUCCAUCAUCCUGUCAACUCUCAUAUCGUACUUCUGGCUGCAGGACUUUGACCCCACUGGCGUGUUCUUCAUGGGGGCAAUUUUGGUCAUCGCGGCCACUUUCCUGUACGGCUAUGAAGGCAAGCCACCCAGCAACCCCAGCAGGGCGUAGGACAUUCACGGCUGACACUGCUGCAGCAGCAGCAGCAGCAGCAGCAGCAGCAGCAGCAGCAGCAGCAGCAGGAGGUCCUGCUGAAGCGUGAAGACGAGGAGGGGAAAGGAGGACAUGGAUAAAAAGAGGGGAAAGGUCUUUAUCAUAUAUUUGUGAUCGCAAGGGGGAGGAGCAGAGCGAGGAGGUAAGCAGGCUGGGAAAAGUAAAAAGGGACAUAAAAAUAAAAAAAAAAGCAAGCACAACGCUGAGACAGGCCUCAAACACCAAAAGUGCCUCAGCUGGGAAGAGUAACCAGUAAGAGGAGGAAACUGGUGAAACAGGAUUGUACACUUUUCGUUCUUUCCUAUAAUUGCCACUGUAGAGAUAAAUCCUGAUACACCUCCAGAGCUAAAGAGAUAUUCUCAAAAGGGCCGACUGAUUGUGUUCAUCAAGACCCUUGGACUGCCCAGUCGCUGUUGCACCCAAACAAUGGGAGAGUUAGGAGGAAGACAGGAGUUUCCAAAUCUACUUCAAUACCAUAUUUCCUUCUUUUUUUUGGAUGUAGUGUGAUUUUAACCCAAACUGUUGGCUUGUUUGUCUCUGAAAGCAGAUUUAGGGAUUUAUUUUAUUUUUUACCCUGAAAUGAUCCUUCCCAGCCACUGCUUUCUCCGAAGCUGUGUGCUGCACUGCAACAAUCUCAGUCGACAGUUACGUGGUUCAGGUCGCAAAUGGUCACGGUUGCUGGUUGGAGCCGUGGUGGAUCUCACACUCUGCUCACAAAGGAGGAUUUGUUUCCAUCUGUCCAUCUUGGGGCAAAAACUGAUCAAUCUUACGAAAGCCUCCAGAUAAUGUGAAUGAUGGUUCUCGUAUUGCCCUUUGUUCAGCUAUUUUUGGAAACCAUUUCUGUUGCCAGGCAACAUAUAGUCACAGCGUGGCGUCAUUGAUAACAUAUACAGAUCACUGUAGGUCGUCUGUAAUCUGGGUGUGUGAAUGAAUUAAUGGGACUCUUCGGAAUUGCUGUUCGGGGUGGUGACGGGAGGAUUAUGUAAUGACUUUUUUUUAAGUGAUUUUUGACAUUUUGAUUAUGUGGUAGUUUUGUACAAAUCUUGAGAUGAGGUUAAUCUUAGGUGUAAAUAAUGGCACCAAUCCAAUAGUAACUUAUAAAUCUAAAUGAAUUGUCUGUUUAACUUAUUCAUUCAAUAAUCAAGCAUAAGUUUACAUGACUUUUCAAAGCCACUGAUUAUCAACAUCCUGCUCCUUGUGUCCAUUGCUUGUGUAACAAUAUAUUUCUAUAGAAUCAGUUCAAAAGUAAUCUAAACACGAAUGUGGCCCAGGUAAGUCUGAUCCGACUGAACUGUUGACCAAGGUCACCUGGGACUGAGUCUUUUUGUUUUUUUGGCGGGGUAAAACAGUUAUAAUUAAUAACUUAAUUGUUCUAAUUACUGAUAUAUGAAUCUUUUAUAAAAGACAAAAAGUUUUACGUUAA
Scophthalmus maximus (turbot) is the source of this 2937-nucleotide messenger RNA. It is a transcript of the gene slc35a3a, whose product is annotated as solute carrier family 35 member A3a. The transcript is spliced from 8 exons. Gene Ontology annotation, cellular component: Golgi membrane. The coding region runs from base 486 to 1472 and encodes 328 amino acids. Gene Ontology annotation, molecular function: UDP-galactose transmembrane transporter activity. Gene Ontology annotation, biological process: pyrimidine nucleotide-sugar transmembrane transport. NCBI's taxonomy places the organism in Eukaryota, Metazoa, Chordata, Actinopteri, Pleuronectiformes, Scophthalmidae. The record is from RefSeq and is a predicted model, not a curated record.